UGUACUAGAAAGAGAGAGAGAGAGAGAUGUGACAUGUGUUCUUUUGUUAAGUUACGCAAGUUUUCUUUUAAUUCAUUGCUGACAUUCGGGUAGACUGAGCUGUAAUGAUGUACUGUGUCAUUUCAGCAGUAGAUCAGUAGAUUAGUAGAUCAGAAGAUCAGUAGAUCAGUAGAUUGUACACAGUUCCGGAGCCGCGCGCUGCCCAGUCUGACUGCAUGACCAUGACAACGGCGUCGCCAACGGCAACCGUAACCGCUCAGCAAAUCAGAGACCGACUGCUUCAGGCAACUGACGCUCACAGCAACAUCAACAAUUUGACUGCUGUAGUAGAUGUGAUCUCCACCCUAGAGAUGUACCCCAUCACCAAGGAAGCACUUGAGGAAACCAGGCUAGGGAAGUUGAUAAAUGACUUGAGGAAGAAGACCAGAGAUGAGGAUCUGGCGAAGCGUGCAAAGAAGCUUCUGCGCAACUGGCAGAAACUCAUCGACCCACAACAACCUGAAAUCCUGCCUAUGGAACUUUCAAGCACUUUAAACUCUGUUGUGAGAUCCAACCAGUCUCAAUCUGUUCCUCCUCAGACUUUAACGGUUAAUGACUCAAAGUCUGUUAUACAUAGUGUUCACACUUCAAGCACUGAAAAGUUCAACCCUGUAAAACACACAAAGAAGCAAAAAGUAGAAAAGAACUUACCAACCUCAAAGGGCACCAGAAGAUCUGCACUUUUAUCAGCCAGUGGUGGUCCAGAAGAUCUUCAAAUAAGCACAGGUUCUGUGCGUCACUUUAGUUCUCAGGAUCCCACUGGAUCUACGAUCCUCAGAGCAUCAGUAUUACAACAGCCAGGACAAAGGGACAUAACUGCUGUAGAGAAAGUGAAGCGCAAAGCCCGCUGUCAAUACACCAAACAAAGUCCUAGAUCUGUUAAGCAAUUAGUGCCGAGCAAGCAGCCGACAUCGUUUCCUCCCACUGACCCUGAUUCUCUUCCUGCACAUCACCAUUCAAAAGAUUUGUCAAAUCCAGAGAAUGGAUCACUCCUAAACAGUGAGAGGACACAUGAACAAACAAAUAACCUGCAAAACAAGUCCAAAGGGCUGGCACGGCUUCAGCCAGGUUUACUCAGCGAGGUUACCAAUACGGAAAACGAAAAAGACCUCAGACCCACGGAUGGCAAGAGGAGGAAGCCUCAGUUGAGAGACAACACCAGCAACGUGAAAGGACGGUCAUCAGAUGACGUGUCUAAACCUGCGCAAGUAAAAAAUCGUAAAUUGACCUUCGAUCCGCACACGCAACAAAUUAGACCUUCAGCAGUGACUCCGAGCGAGGAGCAACCCAAUCCAGCGCUGGAUGUAAAUGAGCCAGUGAAGCAGAGCCCCUCUACAGCUUCUCCCAGCCCUUUGCACAAGAUGAACUGGAAAGAUAUGUCGCAAAACGAAAUCGUCAAACAUUACCUGAACCUCCAGAACAAUUUGUUAAAAACGUCCGGAAGUCAAGUCCCGAGCGCGCAGUUUUUUAUGAGCGAGUCAUUGAAAUGUGAGGAAAACAACGCAAAAGAAACCAACAAAACCUACAUCCAGGUGACAGAGGUUUUGGAGACUGGUUUGCCAGGGAUAGACCGAGACAUCACAACAGAGGACGUCUAUAAAAUAAACAAUAAUCACUGGCCUGGGGUUAACGGCUGCUAUGACAAUAUAGGCCAGUGGUACGGCUGGACGGAAUGCAUAUCUUUAGACAUGUACGGAGACGGAAGUAAACUUAAUAUCCUGCCAUAUGUUUGCAUUGACUAAACGUUUCUAUAAAUAAAGUUUUCUCUGAAUCUCA
Silurus meridionalis is the source of this 1815-nucleotide messenger RNA. Its product is annotated as mediator of RNA polymerase II transcription subunit 26-like. The coding region runs from base 216 to 1781 and encodes 521 amino acids. Gene Ontology annotation, molecular function: transcription coregulator activity. The record is from RefSeq and is a predicted model, not a curated record. Lineage: Eukaryota; Metazoa; Chordata; Actinopteri; Siluriformes; Siluridae. Gene Ontology annotation, biological process: positive regulation of gene expression; regulation of transcription by RNA polymerase II. Gene Ontology annotation, cellular component: core mediator complex; nucleus; mediator complex. The transcript is spliced from 3 exons.